AUGGUGCUUUUCCUCCUGUUUCUCGUCUUCAUUCCCUUGACCAUUGCUGCAACCAAUAAAAACGAUGAAAUGAUGAACCUCUUCUGCUCCAAAGGGUGCCCAUAUUUGAAAAGUAUGGAUAAAAACGCCAAGAUUAGUUUCAAGAGACUGAAUAAGAAAUGCAAGGAGGAUCCCAAAAUACCGAAAUUUCUCUGCGGAAAAACACCUGACCAGAACACUGCAAAGCUUUUGGAAAGGCACACAUGGGCACAGCUUUGCAAGGCAGCAUGCGGCAAUUUGUUUGCGCAAGGGGCUCAGCUUAAUUAUACACAUAGAAGAGGGCUCGCCAGUCUACAUUUACGUAAUAAAAUACUCAAAAGAGGAAGAGACGCUGAUGAUGCAUUCAUUUCUCGGGUAGUUGUAGACUUUGAUGUACAAGGCUUCUAUUGA
Cylicocyclus nassatus is the source of this 429-nucleotide messenger RNA. The record is from the annotation of a GenBank genome assembly. NCBI's taxonomy places the organism in Eukaryota, Metazoa, Nematoda, Chromadorea, Rhabditida, Strongylidae.